Molecule: messenger RNA, 951 nt
Organism: Pocillopora verrucosa
Lineage: Eukaryota; Metazoa; Cnidaria; Anthozoa; Scleractinia; Pocilloporidae
Product: coiled-coil domain-containing protein 167-like
Source: RefSeq, a predicted model, not a curated record
UCUCGAGCUAAGUGGUUUGUUGUUCGUGCUAAAGCUGUGUUUACUUUUACACACGUUUCGUAUACAGCUAGAAAGAUAUUAUUUCUAUGCCGUGGCGAAUUCUUAGAGCUCUACGCUGAAGAUGGCUACAAUUGUUAACCAGAUUGAGGAAGUCGAGAAGGAUAUAAGAGGCUGUGAGGAUGAACUGGACAUGAUUGAUCGAAGACUUCGGCUAAAGAAAUUGUCAGAUAGUGAAAGAGAUGGGUUAAUUGACAGACAAGAGCAGAUACAGGAGAAACUUAAAGAACAUGAGAAAUCUUUGGGAAAUCUACGCAAAGAAAACAGAAAAUCCAUGGCUGUGUCUGUAGCCAUUCUAGGACUUUUGUUUAUGGGAUAUCUGCUAUUUUUUAGCUGAUUGUGUUCUUAGGAAUGUAAUUUUGUCAUUAAUAGUUUUAUUGUACAGAGAUCUGUGAAUAAAAACAAUUGAAAAACACCCUUUGGAGAAGCAAAGGCCUCAUUCAACUCAAAAUUAAAACACUUUGAAGUUUAUGUCCCCAGUGGUAGACAUAAAGAAAAAUUGCAAUUAAAUAUUAAAUAUCAUGCCUGGGUACAAAAGUUUUUCAGCAACAUUUCCACAGAAACAAUUUAGUUAACAGAGAUCAUCGCUUUGGGCCUGAUAUUCAGUGAUUUUUCAUAUCAAACCUCUACAUCCUAGCAUCAGGAUUUCAUUUUCUCCAAUCUGUUCUCCAUGCUUUCCCUCAUGCACUGACAAGGAGAAUUGGUUUCACAAUUCAAUUUUCUUAGGUUGGUGAUCAUUUUCUCUAUUCUCAUGAUCUUAAUGAAUGACUCAGGAGUAUUACUGUAAGGAGAAAUUUGAUGCUGAUCACUCUUAAGGUUAAGGGGCUAAACACCUAGUCUCUCAGGGUAGUGUUGGAUUGGCCCAUAUUACUUGAGUUUUUUCUCGAAGAAUAA